UUGGAAACUGACAAUGAAAACAACAAGACCUCCAAGGUGAUUUCAGAUGAAGUUUUAGCGUAUCUCAGCAGUCGGUGGUUGACUACAUUUAUCCCUUCAGUCUACACAGUCGUAUUCCUCCUAUCACUGCCUUGCAAUGUAAUAGCAAUCAUCAUAUUCCUGUUUAGAAUCCACGUGAACACACCAUCAGUGGUUUUCAUGUUGAACUUAGCCGUCUCCGAUGUCCUCUUCGUCAUCUUGCUGCCUUUCAAUAUUGCUUAUCGGUUCUUAGGAAACAAUUGGGUGAUCGGAGAAGGAAUGUGCCGCUUCAUCACCGCCGCAUUUUACUCCAACAUGUACUGCUCCAUCCUGCUCAUGACCGGUAUCAGCGUGGACCGGUUCUUGGCGGUGGUCUAUCCCAUGCAGUCCCUUUUAUGGCGCAGAGUGAGCAGAGCCUGGAUAACCUGUUUCUUUAUCUGGGUGGUUUCCAUCGCCGGCGCUGGGCCGCUUUUCACCAUCAAUCUAACUGUUCACAUUGACCAACUGAACAUUACAACUUGUUACGACAUGCUGGAAAUGGCAAACAUUCAACAUUUUUACUUCUAUUAUUUCAUCACUUUUAUUUCCAUUUUUUUUUUUGCUGCCUUUUUUGAUCACAACAUUCUGUUACAUCGUGACCAUCCGAACUUUAAGCUCUUCCAAAAUUGA
Messenger RNA from Staurois parvus, 687 nucleotides. The record is from the annotation of a GenBank genome assembly. Lineage: Eukaryota; Metazoa; Chordata; Amphibia; Anura; Ranidae.